GGAAGAGGCGGCCGAAGCGAAGUCCGGCGGGGCCGCGAGCCAGCGUGCGAGUGGGAGGAGGCGACGGCUCUGGGCUGAGGUGCGAGGAGGAGCGCGCGACGGCCGACUCGAAGAGCGGAUGUAAGUCAGAGUACAGCAGAAAAUGUCCACUGAACGGACUUCUUGGACAAAUUUGUCCACUAUUCAGAAAAUAGCACUGGGCCUCGGGAUCCCAGCAGGUGCAACAGUUGCCUAUAUCCUAUACCGCAGAUACAGGGAAAGCAGAGAAGAACGUCUGACAUUUGUUGGGGAGGAUGACAUCGAGAUAGAAAUGCGAGUGCCCCAGGAGGCUGUAAAGCUCAUCAUUGGCCGUCAAGGAGCCAAUAUUAAACAGCUGCGGAAACAGACAGGUGCUCGGAUUGAUGUGGACACGGAGGAUGUAGGCGAUGAGCGGGUGCUGCUUAUCAGUGGUUUUCCUGUUCAGGUGUGCAAAGCCAAAGCAGCAAUCCAUCAGAUCCUGACAGAGAAUGCUCCAGUGUCUGAGCAGCUCUCAGUUCCCCAGAGAUCUGUGGGCAGAAUCAUAGGGAGAGGUGGCGAGACGAUUCGUUCUAUCUGCAAGGCCUCUGGAGCCAAAAUUACCUGUGACAAAGAAUCAGAGGGGACAUUACUACUAUCAAGACUUAUUAAAAUCUCAGGAACACAGAAGGAAGUGGCAGCAGCCAAGCAUUUGAUACUAGAGAAAGUUUCAGAAGAUGAAGAACUUCGGAAGAGAAUUACUCAUUCUGCAGAAACCAGAGUCCCACGCAAGCAGCCAAUCAGUGUAAGAAGAGAGGAAGUGAGAGAGUCAGGUGCAGCUGGAGAGCCAGCUCUAUGGAAAAACUCUGGUACUAGCAAGGAGCAGGCUUCACCACUGGCAGUUCCUCCCUGCAAAGGAGGUGGUGACAUGGUUGCCAUAGGGCCAGAAGAAAGUUCCUGGGAGAAACCUAAUGGUGACAGCUUUCAGAAGUCUGGAGCCCAGAGCAGUCCAGAGAUGUCCAUGUUUGAAAUUCCCAGUCCUGACUUCAGUUUCCAUGCUGAUGAGUUCCUGUAAGUCUGCUCUGCUUCUGAACAUCCUAACCACUUCUGGAUUCAAAUCAUUGGUUCUCGAAGCCUGCAAUUGGAUAAGCUUGUCAAUGAGAUGACCCAGCACUAUGAGAAUAGUCUGCCUGAAGACUUGACUGUGCAUGUAGGAGACAUUGUAGCAGCACCUUUAUCUACAAAUGGUUCCUGGUAUCGAGCCCAGGUCCUUGGCACUUUGGAGAAUGGGAACCUAGACCUCUACUUUGUUGACUUUGGAGAUAAUGGAGAUUGCCCACUGAGGGACCUCAGGGCACUCAGGAGUGACUUCCUAAGUCUUCCAUUUCAAGCAAUAGAGUGUAGUCUGGCACGGAUCGCCCCCUCAGGUGAACAAUGGGAAGAGGAAGCUUUGGAUGAGUUCGACAGGCUUACUCACUGUGCUGACUGGAAGCCUCUGGUGGCCAAGAUCUCUAGCUACGUCCAGACUGGUACCUCAACUUGGCCCAAGAUCUACUUAUAUGAUACUAGCAAUGGGAAGAAACUUGAUAUUGGAUUAUAAUUAGUUCGUCAAGGUUAUGCAGUUGCUCCUGACGAAAUGGAAGAAACCAGAACUGUCCCAGAUGUGUUACAUGAUGCGGUGAACACAGAAACAGAUGUUUCUCUCAGCAGCAUGGUCAAUGAAACCAAAAAGAGCUCUGGAGAGAUAGCGAAAUAACCCUCUCCCUGCCUCAGCUUAUCAGGGAUUUGUGCCUGGAGAGAGGAGCCUAUAGAAUAAAGAGAUCUAUGCAGUUCUUCCUUUAUUACACAAUAUGGUUUGCUGUGGACCAAAUGCAUUUUCCUUCCAUGGGAUGACCAGAAAGAGUAUGAGGCAGAGGGAGAUACUCCACCCCACACCCAACCUUCCUUCCAGUGUUUUGAAUACUGCUGCAUUAUGUCCAGGCUGCUCAACAUCUGGCUUGUUUCCCUCAAGCCAGUCCGAAUGCACACUUCUGCUAGGCUGUCCUUUUUGAGGCUGGGAAGCAGCCAAGGUUUGGUCGUUAGAAGUGAUGAUUCUGCACACUUUUGGACUCACCUUCUCAGGUGACUCUGGUGAAGGGAAGUUUUUGAGUGAUGAAAGACUGCAGUUGAGUCAGAAGGCAAAGGCAAACUCAGCAUAUUUGUAUUAAAAACCCUCAGGAAGUGGGAGAGAGAAUGCUGCCUUUUAUCCUCAAUUGCUGAUGCUAUUGGAGACAAGUCUUUUGAAAACAGUGUUCCAUCUAUUUUUCUGUACACUUUGGUUAAAAUAUAAGCAAGGGGAGAGGCAGCUCAGGAAAUAUUCUAGAUUGCUAGUAUAGCAUCUAUAA
Messenger RNA from Phyllostomus discolor (pale spear-nosed bat), 2378 nucleotides. It is a transcript of the gene TDRKH, whose product is annotated as tudor and KH domain containing. NCBI's taxonomy places the organism in Eukaryota, Metazoa, Chordata, Mammalia, Chiroptera, Phyllostomidae. The record is from RefSeq and is a predicted model, not a curated record. Gene Ontology annotation, molecular function: RNA binding. Gene Ontology annotation, biological process: spermatogenesis.